This is a messenger RNA of Blepharisma stoltei, 420 nucleotides long. NCBI's taxonomy places the organism in Eukaryota, Ciliophora, Heterotrichea, Heterotrichida, Blepharismidae. The record is from the annotation of a GenBank genome assembly.
AUGAGUAAAAGAGGUGCAGGUAAUUCUGGUAACAAGCUGCGUGUUACUCUUGCCCUUCCUGUAGGUGCAUUAAUCAACUGUGCUGACAACACUGGAGCAAAGACUCUUUACAUAAUGGCCGUCCACAGAAUUGGUGCUAGACUCAAUCGUUUGCCAGCUGCAUCUGUUGGCGAUAUGGUUUUAGUCACUGUAAAGAAAGGAAAGCCAGAAUUGAGGAAAAAAGUUAUGCCAGCCGUUAUUGUUAGGCAAAGAAAACCAUGGAGAAGAUCAGACGGAAUCUUCAUUUGCUGUGAAGAUAAUGCUGGUGUCAUUGUAAACCCUAAGGGAGAAAUGAAAGGUUCUGGUGUUUCUGGACCAGUCACAAAAGAAUGUGCAGAUCUAUGGCCUAGAGUUUCAUCAAAUGCUGGAGCUAUCGUUUAA